Ornithodoros turicata is the source of this 732-nucleotide messenger RNA. RefSeq names its product tigger transposable element-derived protein 4-like. The record is from RefSeq and is a predicted model, not a curated record. Gene Ontology annotation, molecular function: DNA binding. Bases 1 to 732 code for a protein of 243 amino acids. The transcript has a single exon. Gene Ontology annotation, cellular component: nucleus. NCBI's taxonomy places the organism in Eukaryota, Metazoa, Arthropoda, Arachnida, Ixodida, Argasidae.
AUGACUUCUGUCAUAUUCAAUGAGUGGUUGGCAGUUGUCAACAAGCAAAUGAGAUGGGAAGGCCGCCGGAUUCUCAUCAUAGUGGACAAUGCUCCAAGCCACAUCAUGACGAAGAACCUGCCCAACGUGGAAGUUAAGUUCCUCCCUCCAAACUUAACAAGCGCUGUCCAACCCUUAGAUCAGGGCAUCACACAGUCAGUCAAGCUCCCCUACAGAAAACUGCUACUGUCGAGCCUGGUUUCCAACGCUGCCACCUGCACCACUGUCUCCGAAUAUCUCAAGAAAGUUACCGUUUUGGAUGCAAUCGGCUGGCUUGCAAGUGCCUUGAAGGAAGUUCGCUUGGAGACAGUUCGAAAGUGUUUUGCUAGGUGUGGCUUCGCAGAGGAAGCGAGCAUGUGUUAUGGUGACAUCGAGGACGACGACGACACCGAGACGUACAACUACUUUCAGGAGCGAUUUGGUUUAGUGAGCACGGAAGAAUAUGCAAACCUUGACCAUGACGUCGAAGUGCAUGACCGUGGCCAGGAGACAACCGAACCCUACACCACCCGGGAACAGGACAGUGAUGAUGGAGGUCAGAGCGAAGAUGGCUCCGGAGAGGACAAUGAGGUAGUGCCACAUCACACGCCUGAGGAUGCUUUUACUGCUUUCCGGAUACUAGAGGAAUACGCACACCAGCCUUUUCCACAUCUGGCAAGUGAAAUUCUGGACUUGAAACUGAGACUUGACUGA